AGCAGGAAGUUAAUGUUGAGGAAUGUUCAUGUUAUGAAGUAGAAGAGCCGCUGAAAUUAUUAAAAUAUCUUCAUUAAAUGUGAUCAGGAUGAUUGACAGAUCGAACACAAUGUGAUCGUUGACGAUGGAAAACAUAAUGCUGGUCAAAGAUAUCCGACGCACUGUUGGUCGGGCGAAGGUGACCCAUGCAGUGGUGGUGAUCUUCCUGGAGUUUUUCGCCUGGGGUCUCCUGACCACACCGAUGCUGACAGUCCUGCAUGAAACAUUUCCACAGCACACGUUUCUCAUGAACGGCCUCAUCCAGGGAGUGAAGGGUUUGUUGUCGUUCAUGAGUGCUCCUCUGAUCGGUGCCUUGUCUGAUGUUUGGGGCAGAAAGUCCUUCCUGCUGGUCACAGUGUUUUUCACCUGUGCCCCCAUCCCACUAAUGAGGAUCAGCCCAUGGUGGUUUUUUGCUCUGAUGUCAGUUUCUGGACUUUUCUCUGUUACUUUUUCUGUUAUAUUUGCGUAUGUGGCUGAUAUUACAGAAGAACAUGAGAGAAGCACAGCGUAUGGACUGGUCUCUGCGACGUUUGCGGCGAGUUUAGUGACGAGUCCGGCAAUCGGAGCGUUCCUGUCGGUCCGGUAUGGAGACAGUCUGGUGGUGCUGCUCGCCACUAUAAUCACUGUGCUGGAUAUUCUCUUCAUUCUGCUGGUCGUUCCGGAGUCACUUCCUGAUAAAAUGAGAUUGUCAUCGUUGGGUUUUCCCAUAUCCUGGGAGCAGGCCGAUCCGUUUGCUUCUUUGCGGAAGGUUGGAAAAGACUCGACAGUGCUGCUCAUCUGUGUCACAGUGUUCCUGUCGUAUCUGCCUGAAGCCGGACAGUAUUCCAGCUUUUUCCUCUAUCUGGGACAGGUCAUUAACUUUUCCUCCGAAGCGAUUGCAGGGUUUAUAGCGAUGGUUGGGAUUCUGUCCAUCAUAGCGCAGACGUUACUUUUAAGCUUUUUAAUGAAGAAAAUUGGAAAUAAAAGCACUGUAUUACUGGGUCUCGGAUUUCAGCUGUUCCAGCUGGCCUGGUAUGGCUUCGGAUCAGAACCCUGGAUGGUGUGGGCAGCUGGUGCGGUCGCUGCCAUGUCCAGUAUCACCUUUCCUGCAGUGAGCGCGCUGGUGUCCCGCUGCACCGACCAUGACCAGCAGGGAGCGGUUCAGGGAAUGAUCACAGGGAUUCGUGGUCUGUGCAAUGGACUCGGUCCGGCUCUGUUUGGAUUCAUAUUCUUCCUCUUUAAUGUGGAACUGAAAGCGACGAGUCCGGUUGACCCGAACCCCGUCUCACCCGACACCGAAGAGAAGUCAGUUAUUCCGGGUCCUCCCUUCCUGUUCGGAGCGUGCACGGUUCUGUUGGCUCUGUUGGUGGCGAUCUUCAUUCCGGCCCAUGACGCUCCCGUAGUGAAGACCUGCAGCUCGCGAGUGAUGACGGAACCGGUGAGCGGCGGGCUGGGGAACAGUUCGGUUCCUGUUAGCGAUGAAGACAACGAACCGCUGUUACAGGACACCAGCUUAUAGACGCUGGAACCCAGAACCAGAACCCCCAAUCUGGGUUUGACAAGUUUUUACUCCAGCAGUGUCUCUGAAUGACUGAACGUCUGUCUUUUUGUUUUGUUUUUAUCAUAUUUGUUUAUUCGUUGGUGUUUGAAAGAGAAUGUGCCUUCUGCGUAUUUUGGCAUAGUACAUGUGCUGCCGUAUAUCUGAAUGUAAACCGUAGUCAGCCAGUGUCCUUUAAUGUAAUAUAUUCCUGAUGAACUUUAACCUCUGAGAUAAACUUGCAAUAAUUAUAAUGUCAUAGUGGCAAAGUUUUAAUCAAAUGUAAAUGAGGCUGACUGCACGCAGUUAAUUAAGAGCAUUUAUUUUCACAGAAGUAAAUAUCUUUUCAAUAAAUUGCACAAAAUAUCUUUAGUUCACUUUUUGCUUUGUUAAAUUAAUUAGAAGGUUUAAUGAUUAAAAAGCUAAUCAUUUACCCUGUAACUCCUCCCCCUCAGCACCAGCCAAUCAACACAGUGCUGCUACCUCACAAGUGACCACAUUGGCUUCCUUUAGUAAUUCAUGAUUCUGUUCUGUACUUUUGCAGAUCUCCGAGUCUUAAAAUCAUUAUAAUAGAGGAUCGAAUCAAACUUUGCUCGUUUUAACUAGGAAUGCACCGAUGUAUUGGCCACCGAUGGUUAUCUGCCAAUGUUUGACCAAAUUAAUGUUUGACGCAGAUAUGAAAAACCAUCGGUUCAUUUAUAAUUAUCAACACAAUUUGUUUAAUCUCUGUGAAUUAAAAUGCACAAUCCAGAAAUUAUGAUCUCCUAUAUACGUUUUGUUUGUCCUGACGAACUUUGAUUCUAGACCUUACAGUUGUGAAGAUAUGAGCCAGAAUGUAAAAGUGUUUAUUAUAGCGCCCCCUAGGGUCGGAUGGGGGUGUGUGUAUGCGCCUGAGUUGUCGGGGGGAUUUGGGACCAUCCUGCCAAGUUUGGUGUCUCUAGGACUUACUGUUUUUGCUACCCAUACAUACACUUUUAGGGUAAAAAAAAUAAUAAUAAUAAUAAUAAUAAUAAUAAAUAGAUUAUUGAGCAAAUUAGACAAGCGGCCUAGUUGGAGUUCCAGGCCACUUGUAAAUGGGUUGGCAGUCUUUCACAACAUGUCAUAUUUAUUCUUUCCCAUUCUCACAUUAAUGAGGGCAAACUGGCGUUACAGAUGUCACAGUUGUGAAAGUGUAUUCACGUAUUCUUACCUAUACGUGAUGAGGUAAAACCAUCCAAAACGCUUUGACUCACUUCGACUUCUGAGAUGUAGAUAUGAUAUCCAUUAACGCUGCACGACUGACUGAGAUCAGAUUAAAAUCGCGAUAUGGUUUUGCACGAUUGUUAAACCUUAAAAGAAUGCGUUUUCAAAUCGAAUCUGCAUUUCAGUGCUUCAGUCAGCGCUGUGUGAGCAAGUGGCACCCCUAGCGGUCUGGACGGUAUUGUCCAUUAUACUACUAUAAUACAGAAUUUAAAGGGGGUUUUGUUCCUUUGAUUAAAACUUAUUAUUUUUCAUGAUGUAGUUGACAUUUCCAUGGAAUUGCCCAACAUAUGCGUAACAUAUAUGUAUAAUGUUCUAUGAUAUCCAGUACAUACACAUACGUGUAAAGCGUGAGUUAAGUUGUUUUGAACAGCAAAAACAGAAGUGCAAAAAUUUAACAAAUAAAUGACAUUUUUUUUCACAUCAGUCAUCAUGUUA
Molecule: messenger RNA, 3232 nt
Organism: Xyrauchen texanus (razorback sucker)
Lineage: Eukaryota; Metazoa; Chordata; Actinopteri; Cypriniformes; Catostomidae
Gene: slc71a2b
Product: major facilitator superfamily domain containing 14Bb
Exons: 12
Coding region: 125-1537 (470 amino acids)
Biological process (GO): transmembrane transport
Cellular component (GO): membrane
Molecular function (GO): transmembrane transporter activity
Source: RefSeq, a predicted model, not a curated record